Messenger RNA from Tricharina praecox, 1587 nucleotides. RefSeq lists its product as uncharacterized. The record is from RefSeq and is a predicted model, not a curated record. The annotation marks the transcript as partial. NCBI's taxonomy places the organism in Eukaryota, Fungi, Ascomycota, Pezizomycetes, Pezizales, Pyronemataceae. The transcript has 2 exons.
AUCCGUGGAACGUGCAAGAUUUGAUAGGUGCCAGCCGACACCAUGCAUGAUGUGCGCUUACUCCACAUUACAAGUCGCACAUCACGGACCCCGCGAUCGCCAGACGAACACUCUCUGCCUACCGGACCACGAGCGUCAACCGACAACCACCACUUCCACGAUGGACCCUCUUUCGGUUGCCGCAUCGGUAGCAGGGUUAUUGCAAGCCGGAGCCAAGGUCAUCGGCUUUCUUUCCACCGCCAUCGACGCCCCCAGCACUGUCCGCAACGUUCUCGCAGAAGUCCAAGCGCUGCACGGGAUAUUUCGCCAGUUAGACGACUUCAUCGUCAAUUUCGCCCAGCAGAGCAUGACUCGCAAAUCCAGAAUUGCAAUCGACGACCUGGUAGUCAUCCUGACGGGCUGCGUGUGUACCUUCUCGGAGCUGGAUGGGGAGCUCAAAGGCGUCAAGACGGACUACGCCUACGGCACCAAACAUCAGUUGGGGGCCUGGGACCGCGUCAAGUGGGCAGCCAAAGACCAGGAUAUCGCUAAGAUACUACGGAACCUACAGAUGCAUAAGACUUCGCUGAGUCUGUUGCUGUCGGUUUAUACAUGCUCAUCAACGCAGCAACUGCAAAACGACAUGGCUGAAAUGAAGCAGCUCAUGGCGACAGUCCUGCAGACGAAUCCAGACCUAUCGGAGCGCAUGUCAGCAGCCACUUCCUUUGUGGGCGUCGUUGCCGCGUCCUCAGUCCGCUCCAGAGCUUCGGUCUUCUCCAGUGCAUCUGUCCGAUCCUUUCGCAGGAUUCUGGGAGAGACUCGGCUGUACAGGAACGCAGCCAGGAACUCUUCAUCGAACUCCUUCAAGACCAUCGGCACCGCGGAAUCCAACUGGUCUCAGCUCACCGGUGUGAGCCUAGACCAGAUAUCGAAUAUAUCCGUCAUCUUUCUGCCCAUCUACCCUCUCGAGCUGAAUAACGGCGAUAUGUACGAGCAGCGGAAAUCCCGCGAUAACCUGGCGCAACUGCUCAGUAUCACCGGGGAAGGACUCCAACGGUUACAGCAGAGCAGCAGCAAGAUGACUACCACGGUUCGGCAUCGCCUGACCCCUGAGAUGAAGCGGGCCGCCAUGUUGUACAACGCAGCUCGCAAGGGAGAUAACAUCACGGUCAAAAUGCUUGUAGAAAAGUUAGGAAUCGAUAAGGAGUCCCGGAACCAGAGAGGAUAUACGGCGUUGCACUGCGCAGCUAUCUCCGACCAGAGAGAUACAGUGCAGCUACUGCUCGACCUCAGUGCAGACAUCGAGGCCAAGGAUAACUCCGGCCAUACGCCGCUUCACCUGGCAACCGUGAACAGGCACACGGCUACACUGCAGCUACUUCUCGACCGCGGUGCAGACAUCGAGGCCAAGGAUAACACCGACUGGACGCCGCUUCACUGGGCGGCUGAGAAUGGGCACACGGCUACACUGCAGCUACUUCUCGACCGCGGUGCAGACAUCGAGGCCAAGGAUAACACCGACUGGACGCCGCUUCACUGGGCGGCUGAGAAUGGGCACACGGCUACACUGCAGCUACUGCUCGACCGCGGUGCAGACAUCGAGGCCAA